AUGCAGUUCCAUCGCAUGAUCGUUUGGAUCGUUUUCGCGAUCGAGCUGGGCUCGGUUCUCUCCGAUGAGGUUUUGUCUUGGAAAGAAGAGCAGGAUGAAGUGUACGUGUGUCACGGGUCUUCCGUGAUUUUGCGCUGGUCGCUUUCCCACGGUUCCGUCGACGCAUGCAUUUGGAACACGACUAUCCUCUCAGAACAAACGGUGCCCAUGAAACUGUGGUGGGAGGAUGGAGGGCUGUGCGUGGUUGGAUCCAUCCGCCACGAAGUCGAGCCCCUGCACUUCCACAAGUCCGGGAAAAACCUGCACGAUCUGCACGGUCCCGGGGGCUCCAACACGCCUUCGUGCAGUUCCGCAUCGACUCCCUGCCGUUCACACGUGGCGAGAUCGCUUUCACGCGAUCGGAAGCGUCCUUCUCGUGGAACUUACACGACGCGAGUCGCUUCCCGCCGAAACGAUGAGGGGAGUCUCGGGGUGGUAGCGACGGAGCGUGCUCCCGUCUGCUUCGCGUCUCGCCGAGCUCUGUUGACGGUGGACCCAGAUCGAAUCCUCCACCUACCUUGGUCGAGCCCUACACGUAUCCUGGUAUACCGGGAUACAGUUAUUUUACGUGCCCGAUCGAGGAAGAAGAGAAAGCGGUUGAAAGGCAGUCGUCCGUCCAACGAGGUGGCUAGUCGGUCGGUGGACGCCCUGGAGGAUGCAGGCGCUGCUUUCGUCGUUCGCCAAGGCGCCAAGGAGAGAUGGAUCACGUCUGGAUCAGUUAUUCUCCACUCCCGCCGUCUGCAUCGGUGUCCAUCGGACUUGUGA
Messenger RNA from Darwinula stevensoni, 804 nucleotides. Lineage: Eukaryota; Metazoa; Arthropoda; Ostracoda; Podocopida; Darwinulidae. The record is from the annotation of a GenBank genome assembly.